AUGUUUACUGGUCUUGUGGAGCUCAUAGGAACUGUAGUGGAGUAUAAGGAACAAGAUGCUACGGAAAUGAAUGCGAAAGGCGUAGUAGUAACAAUUAAGGAUGCUGCGCCAAUUCUUUCGGACUGUCACAUCGGUGAUUCUAUUGCAUGCAAUGGUAUUUGUUUGUCAGUAAUCCAAUUUGAUAGUGAUAGUAUAAAGGUUGGCGUAUCUCCAGAAACAAUUAAAAGGACGGAAAUUAGUUUCUGGAAACCUGGUAUGAAGGUUAAUUUAGAACGUGCGGUUUCUCAUGAUGUUAGGUUCGGUGGUCACUAUGUUCAAGGUCAUGUUGAUACAGUAGCUGAGCUUGUCUCCAAGACCCCAGAAGAUGAUUCUAUUGUGUUUGGGUUCAAGCUUAGGGACAUUGAAUACGCGAAGUAUAUUGUGGAGAAAGGAUAUGUCGCUGUAGAUGGAACUUCAUUAACUGUAACCAAAGUCGAAAAUGACACUUUUUACAUUUCAAUGAUUGCACACACUCAAAAUCAUGUUGCAAUUCCGUUGAAGAGCGUAGGCGAUCUUGUUAAUAUUGAAGUAGACAUAACUGGGAAAGUUAUUGAGAAACAGGUCUUACAACAUUUGGAAACUCAGUUAGGGAACCAAGGAUCUGCUCUACACAACGUUAUUGCCAAAAUAGUCGAUGCGAAGGUGAAAGAGUAUUUGAAAUGA
Messenger RNA from Eremothecium cymbalariae DBVPG#7215, 702 nucleotides. RefSeq names its product riboflavin synthase (gene RIB5). The record is from RefSeq and is a predicted model, not a curated record. The transcript has a single exon. Bases 1 to 702 code for a protein of 233 amino acids. Gene Ontology annotation, molecular function: riboflavin synthase activity. Gene Ontology annotation, biological process: riboflavin biosynthetic process. NCBI's taxonomy places the organism in Eukaryota, Fungi, Ascomycota, Saccharomycetes, Saccharomycetales, Saccharomycetaceae.